Messenger RNA from Lichtheimia ornata, 975 nucleotides. RefSeq lists its product as uncharacterized. The coding region runs from base 1 to 975 and encodes 324 amino acids. Gene Ontology annotation, molecular function: dioxygenase activity. NCBI's taxonomy places the organism in Eukaryota, Fungi, Mucoromycota, Mucoromycetes, Mucorales, Lichtheimiaceae. The transcript has 7 exons. The record is from RefSeq and is a predicted model, not a curated record.
AUGACCAUCACCUCUGACAUCUCUCAUAUUCCCGUCAUUGACUUUUCACUCUUUCACACCGAUGUCCACGCAUGUGCUAAGCAGAUACUUGAUGCAGCCGAAAAUGUUGGAUUCUUUUACUUGCGCAACUUUGGUUUGAAUCGGAACGAGGUGCAGGACAUGUUUGCACUGAGUAAAGAGUUUUUUGCACGACCCAAGGAAGAAAAACUUGUCUAUGCCAUUACCAAGGACAAUGUUGGCUACUCAAGUGUGCGUCAAGAAGCAGUGGAUCCCCAACAUUAUGCACAGGGUGAUUACAAAGAGUCCUUUCAUGUUGCCAAAUUUAAGCAAAAUGAGCCAGCCCAAGAUUUGCCACCCGUGUUUGAUGAAGCUCGCAUCAAAGUCGAUCAUUUUGUCAAGACAUGUCACACCAUUGUAUCCCAAAUCAUGGAAUGUCUUGCGAUAGCUUUGGAAAUACCAGAAUCCGAGGGUGGCCGUGCAUGGUUUUCUUCACGUCAUAAAUAUGAGAUGCCAUCAAACGACGUGUUGCGCUUACUUCAUUAUCCACCGCUGGAGCAUGCAUCCGAAACAGAUGAUAUUCGUAUUGGAAGACACUCGGAUUAUGGAUCGUUGACCCUUUUAUUCCAAAAUGGUGUUGCUGGUUUACAGAUCCAAGCUAAUCGUGAUGGUGACGAGGAGAUACGUUGGUUGGAUGCACCCGUUUUGGAGGAUUGCUUGACAGUGAAUCUAGGAGAUUGCCUUGAGUAUUGGACAAAUGGCCUUUUACGUUCCACCAAACAUCGUGUUGUCUUUACUCCAGAGACACAAAUGAAACCACGCUAUAGUAUGGCAUACUUUUGUCAGGGUGGUCAAGCUGUUCUCGAGCCAGUGCCUAGUCGUUUCAUCAAAAGAAGCACCAAUCAAGCUGCUACUCCACCCCUCACGGCUGCCAAGCAUCUCAAAAUGCGACUCAAUGCUACCUACAGUGCCUAUUAA